AUGGAAAAAGUUUCAGUGGAGUACCGAAUUCCCAUUCAAUACAUAAAUCAAAAGAGGUCCGAAAGAGUCGGAGGUUCCGAAAGAACCGGAGGAACCCCGACAAGCGGAACCCCAGCGGCUGGAGCCCCAACGGCCGGAGCCCCAGCGGCCGGAGCCCCAGCGGCCGGAACCCCAGCGACCGGAGCCCCAGCGGCCGGAACCCCAGCGACCGGAGCCCCAGCGGCCGGAGCCCCAGCAGCCGGAGCCAGAGUUGUUGCAAUUGCAAGAACAAUUGCAGCAGCUCCAUUUGCAGCAGCAGAAUCCGCUGCUGCUGCAAUUCCAGCAGCGUUUGCUGCAGCUGGAGCUGCGACGGCAACCGCAGUAUAUCCCUUACCAGCCGCAGCCGUAGCCGCAACAUUACCUGCCGCAGCCGGACCACCAUCAAGCUGGAUAUACUCCUUACCAGCCGCAGCCGCAGCCGCAACCUUACCAGCCGCAGCUGGACCACCAUCAAGCUGGAUAUACUCCUUACCAGCCGCAGCCGCAGCCGCAACCUUACCUGCCGCAACAUUACCUGCCGCAGCCGGACCACCAUCAAGCUGGAUAUACUUCUUACCAGCCGCAACCACACCAGCUGCAACCUUACCAGCCACAGCCGGACCAGGAUUAAGCUGGAUAUGCUUUACAAAGAUUGAAGCAGCUCAUGAUCCGGAAGUACAGGCGCGAAAUUAA
Messenger RNA from Osmia bicornis bicornis, 711 nucleotides. Its product is annotated as ice-structuring glycoprotein-like. The transcript has 8 exons. NCBI's taxonomy places the organism in Eukaryota, Metazoa, Arthropoda, Insecta, Hymenoptera, Megachilidae. The record is from RefSeq and is a predicted model, not a curated record. The coding region runs from base 1 to 711 and encodes 236 amino acids.